UACACACUCCUGUACAGUAGGUGGCGCUAUGCACCAAAUAGUUGUCACCCACCAUUAACAAGAACAAGAAGUACAGUUCAGUUUAAAAUGUUUGGCGCUAUAGUGUGUAAAUACGAUGCAACAUCUUAGACUUAUUAUCGCCAUUUUUAUUUCUGGAAUCUUUGACAAAGCUCUAACAGCAGUGAUCCAAACACAGCAGACUGUGCUGGCAGCAGUGGGAGAAGAUGCUGAAUUCAGCUGUCAGCUCUUGGAGGCUAAAGACGUCCUUCAGGUCACAUGGCAGAAAAUCUCAGGUGAUGGAGGGGAGAACGUUGCCACCUACAACAAGUACUUUGGUCAGAGAGUGAAUGAUGGAUUUACAGAUAAAUUUAAGUUUAAAUAUACUGGACUACAGAACUGCUCCAUAGUCAUCAGGAAUGUGGUGGAGCAGGAUGAAGCCUGCUAUCACUGUCUGUUUAACACUUAUCCUGAAGGCUCCUUCAUUGGUAAACCCUGCCUCCAAGUCUAUGAGCUGCAUGAACCUGUUCUUGAUGUCAGAGAGUCAAACUCUCCUGCAGAGUGGGUUGUUUCCUGUUCAGCCACUGGUCGACCUGCUCCCACUGUGACACUCAGUGUCUCACAACACCACCUCAACUUCUCCCAGUACAACACUGUCAGUGUGUCCAACACCAACGCUACAUUCACUGUCACCACUACAGCUGUGCUCUCAGGUUCACGGAGAAACAGCACACAGGUGGGAUGUGCAGCACGAGUGCUCUCUGCUCCUCAGAUAGAGGUCAUUCAGGUCAUUCCUGAGGAUGAUGAUGAUGAUGGUGAUGGUUUGGAUGAGAAAUCAGGAUCUAAUCACAGAAGUUUAGGAAUCAGGAUUUUAGUCAUUCUGUCCUCUGUGUUGUUGGUUGUCUGUGUUGCUGCUCUCAUGUUUGUCCUGCACAGACAGAAAUCUCAGAGCAGUCUGGCUCACAGGGAGCUCCAGAUGAAUGAAACUAUGAGCAGAGACACUCAGGAGAUUGUAACUCCUCCUGUUAACCGAAGUGAAAAUCAGCUCAAAAAGCGGACGCCUCCUGAGAGUCACCAACCAAACCAUGAUCCAGGACUUUCACCUUCACCAACACAAAGACUCACUUUUAAAUAAUGUGGACUUUCUUUUGUUUUUUGCAGCUGUGGUGUCUUUCCUGAAGACAUUAAAAAAAGACACUAGCUAUUAUUGAUCUCAGUUAAGCCUUCAAAUAGUUCUGAGUCAGGAUUAACUAGUGCUGCAACUAUGAAUUAUUUUAGUAAUCGAUCACGAUUCGUUCUUGUAGCUACAGCUGAAGUAAAAUAAAAAAAAAUAACAGCUGAAAUUCUCAACACAGUCAGUGCAACACGCACACACGGCAAAGAGCAGUGGAGGUGUGGAAAGAAACGUGUCAGUGAUGAUACACUCGGUCGCAGCGACAGAGAAGUUUAAUGGUGCUAAUGUGGAUGAAACAAUCUGCUUACACGGAGGCACCUGAGCUGCAGAGUUUAAACGAAGCAACAAAUUUGUGUCGAGGAUUUUUUAUAAUCAAAUUAUUGGAAUUACUUGAAUCGUUGCAGCCUUAGUCUUAGCGGGUUUUAAUCACUGUGGAAAGUGUUCAUGUAAAGCUGAAGUGCAUGUGUUCACUUCCACAUACUUUAGUUCUCAGCCUGCGUGCCCUCUUUGUCUUUGAAAAACAAAUUUAUGGACUUAUUAAUUUAUACAACACUGAUGUUUCUCUUGAGUGAAAAUGUGCUUGAAUGGUUCAAACAGGGAAACACUUUUUACCACAGACCUCACUAACAGCUCAGCGUGGCUGUCACAGUACAGGAGGAUGGAUUGAUUAUUGGAGAUGUUUCAGUUAUAGAAUUGGUGCAAGCCAAUAGUACAUGCACCACCUUUGAGCUGACAGCUGUUACUUUAAAAUGUUUCUCAGUCUUUGCUUCAAAGGCUGAGGGAACUUGGAUGCUAAAAAUGUUUCCGUUACUUUGAUUUUAAUUAAUUGUUGGAUGCAGCUGAAGUGUGUUGUACAGUAUUACUGAAUAAAGUCUUGAAUUAUAUCCAAGACUUCAUUCAACAAUACGGAAUGAUUUUAAUGUAGGCAUUGUGUAUUUGAGACAGCAGGUACUGAAGGUAGGUCACUGAGGUAGUUCCUUGGUGGCAGGGCCCCGUGAGGUGGAUGAGAAUCGCCCUGAGUUCCUGAAGGCCCUGGAUGUUGUAUGACUGUCUUGGUUGGCAUGUCUCUGCAACGUUGUGACUGGGGUGGUAUUUCCCAUCUUCAAGAAGGGGGACUGGAGGGUGUGCUCAGACUAUUGGGGGAAUUACACUCCUCCGCCUCCCCAGAAAGCUCUAUGCCAGGGUGCUGGAAAGGAGAGUUUAUUUGUUAUUCAGACCUCAGCUUCCAGAGGAACAAUGUGGUUUUCAUCCUGUUCGCAGAACACUGGACCAGCUCAUUAUCCUCUCAAUAAUAUUCAGGUGUGUGGGCAUUUGCCCAUCCAGUAUACAUGUGUUUUGUGGACCCGGAGAAGUCAUUCAAACAUUGGUUCGUUAGUCGUGAAGAGAGCUGAGUGUAAAAGCAAAGCUGUCGACUUACUGGUUGAUCUACGUCCCUACCCUCACCUCUGGUCAUGAGCUUUGGGCAGUUACUGAAAGCACAAGAUCACAAAUACAAGCAAGAGAAAUGAGGUUCCUCCGAAGGGUGAGGGUGCUCCUCCAUAUCGAAAAGGCCCCUGUUGAGGUAGUUCGUUCAUCUGACUAGGAUGUCUCCCGGGUGCUUCUUGGUUGAGGUGUUCUAGGCAUGUCCUACUGAGAGGACGCCCUGGGGCAAACCAGGACAUGCUGGAGAGAUUAUAUCUCUUGCCUGGCCUGGGAACGCCUUGGUGAUUCUCUGGAUAAGCUGGAGGAGGUAGAUGGGGAGAGGGAGGCAAUAUACGUGGGGGAAAAAAAAUGGAUGUUGACAGAGCUUUUGCCUAAAUGUGUAACUCUUAAGCAAUUCAGUAACAACAGUCAAAUGAGAAAACUCAAAUGUAUUCAGACAGAUUUACUGAUUAUUUAUGUGUUUCUCAGAUUUUCUGUUUUAGAAAGUGGUGUUAAAGUUUGACAAAAACAAUUACUGUUAAACAGAAACAUUCUUAAAACAUGAAUUCUUUUUAAUGUUUUGUGCAUUGAUGUUUUCUUAUUAACACUGUGAAUUUUCCUGUUUACAUUUUCAUCUAUUUUUUACGUUUGACAACAUUCAAGAAAUUAAAAGUUGGUUAUAAAAAUUAAUGCGUAUUUUGGCAGUUCUGAGUUACUUUAAGAUUGAUAAACGUGAGAUCUUUGAUGGAAAAUCAGUAGGUGUAACUAACAUGAAACUCAGGUUCAUGUAAAAACAGCACACAGGCGAGAUCUACCGUACGAGUGCUCUCCCUUCCUCAGAUAGAGUUGAUUGUGAUGAUUCUUGAGAUCAAAUAUAUGCCAGCUAAUGUUGGUGAGAA
Molecule: messenger RNA, 3471 nt
Organism: Archocentrus centrarchus (flier cichlid)
Lineage: Eukaryota; Metazoa; Chordata; Actinopteri; Cichliformes; Cichlidae
Product: OX-2 membrane glycoprotein-like
Exons: 7
Coding region: 116-1132 (338 amino acids)
Biological process (GO): heterotypic cell-cell adhesion; negative regulation of neuroinflammatory response
Cellular component (GO): cell surface; neuronal cell body; axon
Molecular function (GO): cell-cell adhesion mediator activity
Source: RefSeq, a predicted model, not a curated record